AUGAACCUCUUUGGGCUUCGUUCCAAUAGUGUUAACGGUAACACCGGGGCAGACUAUGACCUUAUGCCCGAGCCGAUUGCUCACGCGGAUUACAUUCCCCUGCGCCUUAACCCCAAAGAGCGCAAGGUGCAGCGACUCAUGCGGGGCAUUGUCAUGGCUUCCCAUUACACGGAUAAGGUUGACAACGAAUCUACUCUGAAAGGUAACAAGAGGGACAGCGUUAUCGUCAAGGAAGUUACGAGCGCACUCAGUGGUCUUAUUGUUGGUUUGGAUGUUGAGAAGGGAGGGGCCCUUUAUAGAGACAAGGAUUUCACACCGUUCGCAAGAGAUAUUCAGUCCGCCGUGGAAACAUAUCGUCGAUACAAAAUGAUGAAUCCAGAUCUCAUUAGAACAGACUACGUCAAGUUCUUGUAUAUGAUUCAGGAUGCAGUGCAGAACCAGAAUGUGAAGGAGGCGCUGGGUUUCCCAGUUGCAGAGAGAAUCAUCACUGUCGGGCGUUACUGCAGUUACUUGGGUGUGGAGGAUAUGCUGCAGGACAAACGUCUGCCGCUGUGCAUUACACCGGUACCUUUCAUGAAAAAGAGAAGCAAACUCAACGAGGCGCUGCGCCGGAAGGAUGUAACCGUCAGCUCUGUCGUAAAGGAAUAUAGUAGGAAAUCCGGGAGAUCGCAGGACGAGGUGGAGAUAGCCAUCCGGAGUCUCAAUGACGCUAACCAGUUCGCAAAUGAAAAUGUAGAAAGCACCAAUGAGUUACUGAAUCUUUUGCUCCAGCACUUUUCACCGAACAAUGUGACAGAAGCUACAGAUUUGAAUAUUGUAGAAGGGGAAGGCGGAAGUCGGCUCACUCACAACCAUAGACGUCAAUAUUUCUUUGUAUUACAGAGCCUCUCUCUCUGGAAAAACAUUUGCCGCCGCAUGUUUUCAUUGUGGACAAUUGCGGAGGAAGACAUGUUAAACCCAAAUGAACCUUAUGAGUUUCGCUCCACCGGCCAGGGUUAUCAGCGCGUGCAAAAAGCGCCAAAUCUGUACAAUGCAAUUCACGAAGUUGUGCAGGAAACGAAGAAAGAGCUAGGUGAAUGGGUGGGCUCCGAGCGCAUCCACUUGGGUGAUGACCAGGUGCCGAAUGCCUUUCACUUUAUUGACAAAUAUGGUCAGGUGUCUCGAAUAAUUAUACCCAUCCUUCGAACUGUUAGUCAUAUAGACAAACUGGAGGAGAGCCCCGAGCACAAGGCGUACGUAAAAGAGAUUUGGGGUAGCCCAACUGGAGCUAAACUGGCUAUUCUUCGUGAUUUCUUUCGACACGGUUUUGAUGGCAGUGGAGGUGAUAACAUGGAUGACGCAGGAAGCUGCGUUGAUGGCCGAUUAACAAGCGCGUGGAAUUGGUGCAACAGCAUCCGCUUCAAACCGUUCUACCCACUUUUUUUGUUGGCUGGCUUUAGCUCCUUCGACGGUGACCUCAGUCUAUGA
Messenger RNA from Trypanosoma brucei brucei TREU927, 1467 nucleotides. RefSeq lists its product as hypothetical. Lineage: Eukaryota; Euglenozoa; Kinetoplastea; Trypanosomatida; Trypanosomatidae. The coding region runs from base 1 to 1467 and encodes 488 amino acids. The record is from RefSeq and is a predicted model, not a curated record. The transcript has a single exon.